Molecule: messenger RNA, 930 nt
Organism: Euleptes europaea (tarantolino)
Lineage: Eukaryota; Metazoa; Chordata; Lepidosauria; Squamata; Sphaerodactylidae
Gene: EPSTI1
Product: epithelial stromal interaction 1
Exons: 11
Coding region: 1-930 (309 amino acids)
Source: RefSeq, a predicted model, not a curated record
AUGAUGAGCGGGGGCGGCGCGGGGCGCAGCCGGGGGGGCCUGGCGGCAGCCGCCUCCCCCUACGGGGGGCUGCAGGAGGGGCGCACCUGCCCCGGAGAGGCCGGGGGGCCGGAGCCCCAGGAGCAGCAGCAGCAGCAGCAAUCUCCGGGUGCAUACGUCGUGAUACCACCCAGUCUCGCAAGAAGGAAUCAGUUACAGAGAAUUGCUAAUAAAGAACUGGAAGAACUAGAGAAGUGGAAGGAACAGCACAGGCCAGGAGCAAUUAAUUUGACCCCCCAGAAGCUAGGGGGCAGAGAAUCCGAGGCUGAAGUAAGGCGAAAACAGCAGUUGGAGCACAGCCAAUCUAAAUACCAGCAAAAGUUGAAAAGAGAACAUUAUGGGAGGAUCAAGAGAGAGGAAGAAGAAGCAGAGCUUUUGAAGAAGAAAGCACUUCAGAGAGAGAAAGCUGAUAAACUCGAAGAAAAACGAAGGCAAGAACAAUGGCAAAGAAGACAGAUGUUCGAUGAAGACAACUACAUAAAAACCACUGAGUUCUUGAAUAACUUGGCUUUAGGCCCCUCUCAGAGAACCUCUUGUCAAGCAGAAGGCCACAGUCUUGAAUCAACACCCUGGGCCAGAAGCCGGGCAUAUAAGCAACACCAGAGACAAGAGGAAGACCGAAAACUGCAGGAGAUGAAAGAAGAGCAGCGAAGGAAGGCAGAAGUGUUGGAACUCAAACAAAGACAAGAAGAAAGAAUAAGAGUAACAGCCCAUCGGCACGAUCAGCAGAGGGUGAAUAAUGCAUUUCUGGAAAGGUUGCAGCACAAUAAUCGGCCCGGUAGCACUUGCCCGUCUGGAGGUCUGGGCAAUACAGAUUUUAGUUCUGACGGCUGGCAGCAGUCGCUUGCUUCACCAACUGAAGUCGUGGGAGAGGCCGUGGCUCAGUGGUAG